AUGCCGUAUUUCAUCGGCGUCGACGUGGGCAGUGCGAGCGUUCGCGCCGGGCUCUUCGACGAAAAUGGGGCGAAAUUCGGCCAGACUUCGAAGGAAGUAACGAUUUUCCGGCCAAAACCCGAGCACGCCGAGCAGUCGUCCAACGAGAUUUGGCAUGCCGUGUGCAGUACAAUAACGGAACUUUUGAACAAUGCCAAAGAGGUGCCACGAGCCGAGAUAUUAGGAAUCGGCUUUGACGCGACUUGUUCGCUGGUGAUUUUGGGUGAAAAUGGAGCGCCGCUACCUGCUACAAUGGACGGCCCCGCCCACCGUAACAUUAUAAUGUGGAUGGACCACCGAGCCAAGGCCCAGGCCGAUCUAAUCAAUUCCGGCAAUCACGAUGUGCUAAAAUACGUCGGCGGCCGCCUGAGCCUCGAGAUGCAAAUCCCAAAAUUACUGUGGCUACGCGAGAAUAACCCGGCCACCUACCGUAACGCAGGCUAUUUCAUGGAUCUGCCCGAUUUCUUGACGUAUCGGGCCACCGGGCGUGACAUUCGCUCAAUAUGUUCCGCCACUUGCAAAUGGACAUAUUUGGCCGAAGAAAAUCGAUGGGAUCCUGAAUUUUUCGGGGCGCUAGACUGGCACUUUUUGGCCAAAGAUUUUCACGUGCUACCGUACCACCACGGCAAUCGGUCCCCCAGGGCAAAUUCUAGCCUAAAGGGCGCCCUACACGGCUCUACUCUGGAGAAUAACGUACCCCAGCUAGCGGUACAGUACCUGGCCACUUGCCAGGCAAUUGCCCUCGGCCAUCGCCAUAUUAUUGACACCCUGAACUCGGCGGGCUACCGUAUCCGGGAAAUUGUGGUGUCCGGAGGGUUGGCGCGGAACGAACUGUAUUUACAGAUGAUCGCAAACGCGACACGCUGCCGUGUGCUGCUCUGUCGUGAGCCAGAUGCGAUGCUGCUGGGCGGGGCGAUAAUGGCUACCCGCCAAAUGACCGCCAUUUCCCGUGCCAUCGAUCCUGCCCCCCAUCUGGCCGAGUAUUACGCGAGGAAAUUCGCCGUUUUCCUCGAGCUCCGCGAUGAUCAGCUCAAAUAUGAGCGAAUUAUGCGGGGCUCUGGAAUU
Molecule: messenger RNA, 1104 nt
Organism: Mesorhabditis spiculigera
Lineage: Eukaryota; Metazoa; Nematoda; Chromadorea; Rhabditida; Rhabditidae
Source: the annotation of a GenBank genome assembly